Strongyloides ratti is the source of this 336-nucleotide messenger RNA. RefSeq names its product Protein Asterix. Gene Ontology annotation, biological process: protein insertion into ER membrane. Gene Ontology annotation, molecular function: protein folding chaperone. The record is from RefSeq and is a predicted model, not a curated record. Gene Ontology annotation, cellular component: endoplasmic reticulum membrane. Lineage: Eukaryota; Metazoa; Nematoda; Chromadorea; Rhabditida; Strongyloididae. Bases 1 to 336 code for a protein of 111 amino acids. The transcript is spliced from 4 exons.
AUGAAGAAACAAUAUUAUCCAUCUACUGAAUUAAAAAAUGCUUCAAAAAUUGUUAGAUAUAAACCAGUUGCUCAAAAUCUUGCAGUUUUAGCUAAUGAUGACCCUAUGCCGGAGUACAUGAAUAUGCUUGGAAUGAUAUUUAGUGUUUGUGGUUUAAUGUUUCGUAUGAAAUUUUGUUCAUGGUUAGCAUUACUAUCAUCAUGUGUAUGUUUCGCAAAUAGUCGUUCAAGUGACGAUACACGCCAAAUUGUCAGCAGUUUCAUGCUUUCAAUUUCUGCUGUUGUAAUGAGUUACCUCCAAAAUCCUUCACCAAUUGAACCUUUUUGGAAAAGUUAA